CUGCGUACACAACAAACCGGAUGGGCACAGUGAAUUGGUAUAUUAUACGUCACACAGCAUUGCUGCUAGCGAUUCCACUCCGACCCAAGCGCAAAAUAUUAUUAUUUUCUACGAUCAUGCCUACACUAUUACUUUCAGUAUAUUAUUAUAUUCGUCCGACUGGCCGCGCGGUCUCGCGCCGCAGUUGGACAUCGACGUCGAGCAGACAAGGGUUUCACCGACUCUAAAAUAUUUCUACUACAAAUCUAGUUCAAGCGACACUGAAUACUGAUCACAUUAUAUCAAUUAUAAAAUCAAUAAAAAUUUAUUUCUUUUCUUUUCUUUUUUAAUUUCUUAAAUUUUCAUUUUAAUGUGUUGACUUAUUAUUUUGUUAAUUUUUUCGUCAUGUUCGCGGCCGUCCCGAGGCUCCUGCCGCUGUUGCUGCUGCCGACGGUCUUAUCGCCGCCGGCCGCUCUCGCCGCGAACAUUUUGGCGUUCAUGCCCAUGCCGCUGAAGAGCCACUUCGGCGGGUUCCAACCGAUGUUUGAGGAGUUGGCUCGUCGUGGCCACAACGUCACCGUGGUCAGCUCUUUCCCGCUGGCCAAUCGGCGCGUUCCGAACUAUACCGACGUGGACGUGACGCCUGAAAAAGGUCUUCCCGAGAUUGACGUUAUGCAUUUGAUGGAUAUAAAUUUCGUAAUGACAGUGACUACCAGAUGGUUUUUCGCCCGUCUCUUGUCCGCCCAAAUGGAGCAAGCGACUUUAAUAGACUUUCUGCGAUCGGAGGACAACUCGUUUGACUUGGUCAUGAUCGAAUCUUUCCUCCAGGAAUACACCGUGGCCCUCGGCCAUAAAUACAACGCUCCCGUCGUCAACUUGUCACCGGCUAUGGUGUGGGUGAGCGCCAGCAAAUGGACGCAUCUACCUUCGACAUUUUCGUACAUACCGGAUUGCUGCAUAGGCGUCACCGACGACAUGAGUUUCGUGGACCGUUUGAAGAACACCAUCGCCGGACUUAUACAAAUGUUCGUCGAGGACUACCUGUACAUUCCGAUGAUAAAAGCGGAAAUGAGUAAGCACUUCGCGUACGUUGGUUGGCAGUCGAGACCGACCCUCGAGCAAAUGCUGAAUAACGUAUCACUGACGCUGAUGAACGCUUACCACGCGGUCGGAGUGUGUCGACCGUAUUUGCCGGGCAUCGUGGAAGUAGGAGGAAUGCACAUCAAAGAACCGAAACCUUUACCCAAAGAUUUACAAGAUUAUAUUGAUUCAGCUUCUAACGGCGUCAUAUAUUUUUCUUUCGGUUCAAUCAUGAAUUUAUCGAAUUUGCCGAAAGAAAAAUUGAGUAGCAUUCUCAAUGCCAUCAGUCGUUUGAAACAAAAAGUGAUUAUAAAAUGGGUACCAGAUAAAAGUAUAAAAUUGCCACAAAAUGUAAAGGUCGGUUCGUGGUUGCCUCAGAAUGAUAUUUUAGCUCAUCCGAACGUGAAACUUUUUAUUACUCAUGGAGGUUUGCACAGUAUCGAGGAAGCUGUGUACAACGAAAAACCGUUGAUUGGCAUUCCAUUUUUUGCUGAUCAACUAACGAACAUGAGGUUGGUCGAGAAAGUCGGCUAUGGAAAGUUGAUACCUUAUAAUCAAAUAACCGAAGAAUCGUUAGGAAACGCUGUCGAAGAAGUUUUAUCAAAUCCGGCGUUUAAGGAUAAGGCGACGUUACAGAGCCGGGUGUACAGAGAUCAACCGAUGAAACCCUUAGAUCGAGCAAUAUACUGGAUAGAGUACGUCAUUCGGAACGAUGGAGCUCAAUACCUAAAAGCCGACUCUAUAGGACUGAACACUGCCCAGUACUUUUUGUUUGAUGUCACAUUGUUUUCACUUUUACCAACAGCAAUAAUUGCUUGGUUGGGUUACCGUGGAAUAGUUAAAGUUUCAUCGAAAUGUAAAGCCGGCUGAAUUAAAAAAAAAAAUUAAUUACAUUUUGCUGUAGUGUAAAAAAUCCUUACACAUCGAC
This is a messenger RNA of Myzus persicae (green peach aphid), 1987 nucleotides long. Its product is annotated as UDP-glucuronosyltransferase 2C1-like. The coding region runs from base 385 to 1929 and encodes 514 amino acids. The record is from RefSeq and is a predicted model, not a curated record. Lineage: Eukaryota; Metazoa; Arthropoda; Insecta; Hemiptera; Aphididae. The transcript is spliced from 5 exons. Gene Ontology annotation, molecular function: UDP-glycosyltransferase activity.